CUAAUUCCCAAUAGGAGGUUCAUAUCGUUUAUCAUUACUCCCAGUUUCAUAAAGCACUGAGAAUUUUAAGUGGAGUAUAUUGAAGUAGACUUCAGUUUCUUUGCAUCAUUCCUGUAUUGGAUUUUUAAAAUUCUUUCAUAACCCUAUUGAGUGUUUAAGUAAGUUAACAUGGCUCGAAUGAACCGCCCUGCUCCUGUGGAAGUCAGGUACAAGAACAUGAGAUUCCUUAUUACACACAAUUCAAUCAAUGUGACCUUAAACAAGUUUAUUAAGGAACUUAAGAAGUAUGGAGUUACCACAAUUGUAAGAGUAUGUGAAGGAACUUAUGACACUACUCUGGUGGAGAAAGAAGGCAUCCAUGUUCUCAAUUGGCCUUUUGAUAGUGGCUCACCACCUUCUAACCAGAUUGUUGAUGACUGGUUAAGUCUUGUAAAAAUAAAAUUUCGUGAAGAACCUGGUUGCUGUACUGCAGUGCAUUGUGUUGCAGGCCUUGGGAGAGCUCCAUUCAUAAGACAAAAGCGACAUGGAGCAUUUAACAGCAAGAAGCAUUUGGAAAAGUACCAACCUAAAAUGCGGCUAUGCUUUAAAGAUGCCAACAAUCACAGAAACAACUGUUGCAUUCAAUAA
Perognathus longimembris pacificus (Pacific pocket mouse) is the source of this 627-nucleotide messenger RNA. Its product is annotated as protein tyrosine phosphatase type IVA 1-like. Gene Ontology annotation, cellular component: nucleus. The record is from RefSeq and is a predicted model, not a curated record. Lineage: Eukaryota; Metazoa; Chordata; Mammalia; Rodentia; Heteromyidae. Gene Ontology annotation, molecular function: protein tyrosine phosphatase activity. The transcript has 2 exons. Gene Ontology annotation, biological process: protein dephosphorylation. The coding region runs from base 169 to 627 and encodes 152 amino acids.